Messenger RNA from Nymphaea colorata (pocket water lily), 1942 nucleotides. RefSeq lists its product as uncharacterized. Gene Ontology annotation, molecular function: catalytic activity. The transcript is spliced from 4 exons. The record is from RefSeq and is a predicted model, not a curated record. NCBI's taxonomy places the organism in Eukaryota, Viridiplantae, Streptophyta, Magnoliopsida, Nymphaeales, Nymphaeaceae. Bases 19 to 1890 code for a protein of 623 amino acids.
UAUCACAAGCAAAGGGAUAUGGCUCUUCUCCUUCAUACUCUCUUUAGGCCUACGCUUCACCACGCGCCACCACCUCUGAGAGGAAACCGUCAAUCUUCCGGUGUCUUUCAACCCUCCCCUUCACCGCAGCCCUUCUCAACCAAAUCAAGCUGCAAAAGUUCUCGUACCACCAAUGCCCCAGCUCUCCAAAGGCACUCAGUGGAGGACCGACGGGUCCGCCGGUGUCUAAAGAUGCAGGUAGCAUUCAAAGAUUGGCAUAGGUGGGAGGGAGGGAGAGGAAGGUGUUCUUUCAAUUUAAUUGUUUCAUGCUCAAAUGAAGAAGCCGGUCAUAGCGAGGAGGGCCUCCGAUCUAAUGGUAAAUGCCCAAGCAAGGAACGAAGUCACAGUUUUGAUAGUAGAAACUCUCAGUUUCUGCCAAUUGAGGAAGACAAAAGUACCGCUCCUUUUCUUAGUGCAUUGAAGGCAUAUGCGGAAAGGAAUGCAGCAGGAUUUACAUUUCCAGGCCAUAAUAGGGGCAUGGCCGCACCAUCUCUGCUGGAACAACUUAUUGGCAAGGGGCCCUUCCGUCAUGACCUAGCUGAGCUUGAUAAUUUCUUUUCUCCCGAAGGUGCGAUCCUCGAAGCACAGAAGAAAGCUGCAGAACUGUUUGGAGCAACAGAGACAUGGUUUCUUGUUGGAGGAACAACAUGUGGAGUGGAAGCGUCAAUCAUGUCAACAUGUUCACCGGGGGAUACACUCAUUCUUCCCAGGAAUUCCCAUAUAUCAGCAAUAUCUGGCAUGGUUUUAUCAGGUGCUUUGCCUAAGUACAUGAUUCCUGAGUACAACACCUCGUGGGGAAUUGCCGAUCGGAUCAAACUGCAUCAGGUGGCGAAGGCAAUUGAUGAAUUGCAUGAGGAAAACAAAGAACCAGCUGCAGUUUUUAUCACAUCCCCCACCUACCAUGGGAUAUGCAGUGAUCUGGAGAAGAUCAUUGAUCUAUGUCACAAGCAACAGAUUCCAGUGAUCAUUGAUGAAGCUCAUGGUGCUCAUUUCAAGUUCGAUUGCCGACUUCCGAGCACGGCACUAGAGCAAGGGGCAGAUCUUGUCAUCCAAUCCACCCACAAGGUUCUGUGCUCCCUUUCACAGUCAUCAAUGUUGCACUUAUCAAGUAGCAUGGUAGACAGGGAGAGAAUAUCCAGAUGCCUACAGACCCUUCAGAGCACCAGUCCCAGUUACCUGCUUCUUGCCUCUCUAGAUGCUACAAGAGCACAACUUAGUAAGAACCCAUAUACCAUUUUUGAUACACCAAUCCAAUUGGCUCACCAAUUGGCAGAUGAAAUUCAAACAUUGAUACCCAAUGCAUCAGUGUUGGAGUCAGCUGAUUUUGAAGGCAUGCCCAGGAAGGAUCCAUUGCGUGUGACAAUUGAUACAUGGAAAGUAGGAGUCCCUGGAUAUGAUGCGUAUAAGAUCCUACGUGAGGAAUAUGACAUCAUCCCCGAAUUGCGAUCACAGAAAUCAUUGACAUUUGCAGUCAGCUUAGGCACAUGUAGAGAGCAUAUUCAAAGGGUUGUUUAUGGCAUAAAGGAUGUGGCUGCUGUGCAUGGAUUAGACAACUCAGGCCGAGCCAUGAUCAACCAUUAUGAGUGUGCACCUUUUGGAGAGAUUAGCAUAAAACUGAGUCCAAGGGAGGCCUUCUUUGCAAGCAAAAGGAGGAUUAAUGUUGAGGAAAGCCUUGGUGAGAUAUGUGGGGAGCUUAUAUGCACCUUCCCUCCUGGGAUCCCGGUGUUGAUUCCAGGAGAGGUUAUAACUCAAAAUGCUCUCUCUUAUCUUAUAAAUGCAAGAGAUGGAGGUGCUGUGAUUAGUGGAGCAGCUGACUCUCAUCUUCAUUCUAUAGUUGUUUGUGAUACCUGAAGUUCCAUUUUAUUGUACUUUUUUUUUUGAACGAAUAAUAAAGUCACAUGCA